GGGAACAAUUUAGCGUUAGUGUGAAGCUAGCCUUAGCUGAAAGAAAUGCAAGACAAACAAAUAUUUAUAUUUUUUGCUAGUGACAGUUUUUUUAAAUUUGGGUCCAUUUUUAACGCAAUAUGCGUGAAGCUGUGAAAUUUUUUACAUGCAUUUUCAUCCCUUUCUCCAUACACACAAAACGUCUAGGAAAAAAUACAUUCAAAUAGGAAUUAACAUAAAAAUGCCACUAUAAAAAACAUUAAAAUUGCAUGCAAACAACUAGCAGUAAAAAAAAAAUAUAAGAGAAAAAUUUGUGUGAAGAAAGCCUAAAACUAGUUCAAAUAAUUGCCAGUAUGCACUAGUUAAAUAAUCCCUUUGGUCUUAGACUGUUUCUGUGUUUUCAGACAUAAAAUGCAUGUGUUAGCAAGGUAGGUAAUAGGUGGCUACUGUACUACAGGAAGUGCAGAGAGAAUCUCAUGAAUGUGGCAUGAUCAGUUUGCAAGGACAACUGGAAAUGACAAGUACUGGUGCAGUUUCUGCACUGUCAAUGUGGCUGGAAGCAGCACCGAAGUCAGAAAACUCAAGAAUUCUAUUACAGAAGGAGACAGUCCUCCCAGCUGUACUGUGUGACUCUUGCAAUCAGCACCACAUACACUAGCAGCCCAAUGACAGAAGCAUUCCUGGCAUUAUAGUUCAAGAUCUCAGCUGCAGGCUCUUCCUACAGAUCCUAUUUAUGUCAGAUCUGGAUCUAAACUUAGAUGCAAGCAACAGAAAAGAACUUGGAGAGCCAGGAGACCCUCCACUUACUACUUUACACAGGAGCAGGCAGGAUCCUCCCUAUCUAUACAAAGGCACUGGAGAGCCUGGAGCUACACACCUACAGAAGUCGUGAAGAAAACCCCUCCACCUACACAGAGUGAAGGCUAAUCCUAUCCACCUACACACAAACAGACCUGCAGCUAAGAGGGGGCUUCCACACAUCCUCAUCAAAGCCAUCCUUAGGAGAAAAGAUCACAACCUGCUCAGGAGGACUCCGAACUCAACCAGGAGAGACCUAGAACUUCAUGGAAGUGUUUAUCAGCAACCAGAAAAUAAUCUAAAGCAGUGCAAGAUGAAUGAGACAUAGGAUACAUAGGCUUUCCUGAGAGACAUCCCCUGCAGUUGUUUAGCAGAUAUCAAAGACGACUUCUCCAAAUCUCCAGUAAAGAAGAAGGAUAAGCCACAUACAGAAUCCAGACUGUAGAGUCCUCUUGGUGCAUCUUCUAAGAUUGAGCAGUGCACCUUUGUUUUCUGAGGACCAUAAAACACCCACACGUGGUUGGUCCAUUUAAGAACCUCCCUCAUCAUCUUGGGGGUAUUUGGAAGUUCUCUUUCUCUUGGAAUUGCCUGGUUCUUUAUAUACUGAGAGUGGGGAGCCCAGACUUGUAUAGUCAGAUGAUCAAUGUUUUUCUACAAAGCACCCUAAGCUGUGGACAAAUUGUCCAGAAAUGAACCUGGGAUUUCUCCUUACAUCCAGACAUCUCCUCUGGAUUCUCCUAGUCCCCCCACUGAUGGCUUUUGCAGAAUGUGACAAUGAAUUUUAUUCAAACCUUCUAAAUGAAUUUUGUCUACUACAAUUCCAAUUAAAGAUGGAAGACUUGGAGAUGAAGCUGUGGUGCGACUGGAAAGCAACAGAAGAGAUCUACACUGAAGUCACAAACUGUACCAGCCUGCUGGCCUACCAUCAGAACUGCUACUGGCCAAACCACAUAGUGGAUAGGUUCUUCAUAGAUAUUCAUAAGAAGUAUUUCAAGAACUGUGCCCUGACUGGCCGGCUGCCAGCUGACCCUCCGCUGCCCAUCCUGUGCUCUUUCAUCUUUAUCCCUGUCCUUAUAACACUUCUUAUGACAGGACUGGUCGUAUGGAGGAGCAAACGCAGUGAAGGAAUUGUUUGACAAUGUGGACUGCUAAGCACAUAGACCCCAUGUCUGGAGAUAACCUUUCCAAGAGAAGGAAUCAGUGAUGGUAGUUCUCCAGUCUACGCUGGCCUUCAGAGUGGGGCUGUUCUGGGCCUUGGAAGUGUCAGAGAAGGCCACUUCUACUUCCUUCUAGGAUACGUCUGUCUGACUAGAACCUAAUAUAGAAGAACUAUAACCAGGCAGAUAUUCAAGCUUAACUUAAUCUACAGUAGGCAGUAUCUGUAAAAUUUCAACCAGAGUAUGGGACCCCCAAUGAUCCUGAAAAUGGAAUAUCUACAGUCCUGACCAUGUACAGAGAAGUCGCCUCUCCAUUAAAAUGAAUAUACUAUUUUCUUCCAAAAAAAUCUACAGGCUCCCCCCAUACACAUUACAGAAAAGUCUGCCAAAUCCACACUAAUUGUCUAAUGUGUAUGGGGGUCCCUGACAAAUGAUGUUUUUGUGGAAAAGUACAAUUCCCUGUAUAAUUGGGAAAUGAAUUUCAGUAUGCCCAAUCCUUUUGUUCUAACGGGAGAUAAGCCACCGCAUGGGGUAUCUGUAAGGGAGUGAGCGACUUUCUCCCCUCUUCCCAUUGAACACGUAUAUGGGAGAGUCGAGAAGAAUAGGUGUCUGGCAUUAGAGUGUUUGGAUGAUAGCCAUCUAAAGUGAAUAGCAUUUGGGAAUUACUUUACCUCAUUUAUCUCAGUCGGGACCGGGUACGCUCACUUUUCCAUUGAUGAUCAGCACUGAAAUAACAGAUGUAUAUGAGGCGGAAUCACUGAUGCUCACACUCAACAGAUCUGUAGCAUACCUAUGUGAAGAAUAUAAGAAUAAAGUCAUCAAUGUUCUCUGCAGCCUUAAAGGGGUUCUCUAGAAUUUACUUAUUGAUGACCUAUUCUCAGGAUAGGUCAUCAAUAUGAGAUCAGCGGGGGUCCAACUCCAGGACCCCCUCCGAUCAGUGG
Molecule: messenger RNA, 2875 nt
Organism: Bufo bufo (common toad)
Lineage: Eukaryota; Metazoa; Chordata; Amphibia; Anura; Bufonidae
Gene: RAMP1
Product: receptor activity modifying protein 1
Exons: 3
Coding region: 1467-1913 (148 amino acids)
Biological process (GO): G protein-coupled receptor signaling pathway; receptor internalization; calcium ion transport
Cellular component (GO): cell surface; signaling receptor complex; membrane
Molecular function (GO): coreceptor activity
Source: RefSeq, a predicted model, not a curated record